This is a messenger RNA of Drosophila subpulchrella, 495 nucleotides long. RefSeq lists its product as uncharacterized. Lineage: Eukaryota; Metazoa; Arthropoda; Insecta; Diptera; Drosophilidae. The coding region runs from base 55 to 417 and encodes 120 amino acids. The record is from RefSeq and is a predicted model, not a curated record. The transcript has a single exon.
AAAGGUCAGACAAAUACAAAAACACAACGAAAAUACUAUUUUAAAACAAUAAUCAUGUCGAGCAGCAGUCGUCGCGAAAUGUGGGUGCCCAGUCCGUCGAUUAUGUUGCACCAGCUGCAAUCCGCGGAAGAGGAGGCCGACGAGCCGGCCGUGGAGUUCCACGAGAACUGCAACCAUGCGUGGCGGGCCCAGUACAAACACCCUGCGAUGGCCAGCGUGGGAAUUGGGUACGAGUUCGUCAGCUCACCCAGCCGGUGCAUCAGCUCCUCCCGGGACGACGAUGCGGAGAAUCGCAUGAAUGGUAAUUCUUCUUCCAGCACCAAUCGACUGGUGCGCACUCUGGAGAUCCCCCCAAUCGGAUACCAUCCCUACAGUUUUGGGUCGGAGGACGAGAUCCAGAUGCAGCACCUGUUGUAAUCGCAAAACCCAUCCCCCCAAACUAAAUUCUCAGUGUUUGAAAAUUCUGAUUCGCUUUUUCCCAAACCAGGAUUUACG